CACGCUCCCCAGCCUUUCUACUUUUCCUUUCCUCUAUAGACGUGUUUUUCCUUCUUCUGGUUCACUCCAGAGCAGAGCAGCUCUGGAUUUCUCCGAGCCCUCUUCCCCCCCCCGGUAGCUGGAUUGCUGCCAGUGUCUCGCAGGGCCAAAGUUUUAUCUAUAGGGAUAUAUUUUUCGAUCCAGCCCAGCUGCGCGCAGACCGCCUGCAACUGAAUCCCCGCUCCUGGGGCAAGUUUAACCAGGGAGAGGAGCGGCAGCAGGGGAGCUGUUUGUGCCUCUCCUCCAGCUAUUCCUGUCAAGAUGGAUUUAUGACUUUAAAAGGAGCGGGAACGUGGGGGGGGGAAGAGAAGGAAAAUUGCCUCCAGGAGCCAGAGCUUACACCACAGCCCAGCAAAGACACGUAAAGGAGGGGGAUCUCGAGGCAUGAGCAGCGUACGAGUGGCACCCUGGGAUCUGGUAGAUCCUUGCACGUAAUAUGACUGAUUUGAAGUCUUCCGUCUGCCUUCACAGAGCCGAGCUUUUGGAUUUAAGGUAGUUUGCCCAGGACCAGACUUUGCUAUGUUGGCCAAGACGGUGCUUUCUCUUGGUCUGUGGCUGCAGUUUGCUGCGGGACAGAACGCACCUGAGAGAGGUCCGCAGCGGUCUGCUUCCAACUCGGAGGGGGACCUCCUCUUCUUGCUGGAUAGCUCUGGCAGCGUCUCUUACUAUGAGUUUAUCAGAGUCAAGGAAUUCAUGUGGGACCUCGUCCGACCUUUCACCUUUGGCCCCAAAGAUGUCCAGACCGGCAUCAUCCACAUCAGCACGAUGCCCACCAUGGAAUUCCCUUUUGACCAGUACCAGUCCAGCGAGACUCUGCAACAAGCCAUCCGGGACACUCAGCAGCUCAUGGGUGACACCAACACGGGCAAAGCGCUCUCCUAUGCCAAGGAGAAGUUCUUCAGCGACGAAGCUGGUGCCCGACCAGAUGUGCCCAAGGUACUGGUUUGGGUGACAGAUGGGUUCUCCACCGAUGACAUCUCUGAACCCAUGCAGCUCCUGAAGGACAUGGGAGUAACAGUCUUCAUUGUCAGCACUGGACGGAGCAAUUACCUGGAACUCUCUGCUGCGGCCAGCCAGCCUCCUGAGAAGCACCUGCACUUUGUGGAUGUUGAUGACCUCCCCAUCAUCACAGAGGAGCUUCGAGAUGCCAUCCUAGAUGUUAUCCAAGCAAAUCGGCUCCACGCAGUGGAUAUCACCUCAAGCAGCUUUCGUCUGAUGUGGCCCAAACUCCUCUCCCAAGAAACUGGCUACUACACCCUGGAAUACGCCCCAACAGAUGAUCUAGCACGGAAGAGGACCAAGCAAGUGUCUGGGGCUGACACUAGCCUCACGCUAAGCAACCUUGUGCCAGAAACUACUUACGAGGUGGCACUCAUUCCUGAAUCCAAUGUCCACUACUUCCCUCCCCAGACCACAAGGGUUACUACGCUGGCAGAGGAAAUAAGCCCGGUUCAGGUUCUCAUCUCAGAGUCGGGGCCACACAGCUUCCACGUGAGCUGGGCUCCUACGCUGGACAGCGUGGUCGGCUAUCAGAUCCUGUACGGACCGCUCCCUGGGAACUCAGUGAAGCUGCUGGAGGUGGAUGGCCAGCACAAUAGCACUGUGGUGGAGAACCUGGCACCCAAUACAACCUACCUAGUGACAGUGACUGCAGUCUACAAAUCGGGAAUGGAGAAAUCCCUGUCGGCUAAAGCAUGCACUCAGGAAGAGGGCUCCAAAGUGAGGCACCUUCGCUUUGAAGACAUGGGCCCCAACACUCUGAAAGCCUCCUGGGAUGCUGCCGAUGGGAAAGUCCUCGGUUACAGAGUCAGAUGCCGUCGGCAAACUGGCCCUUCAUCCGUCAUCAGUGUUUCGCCACAGAUCCACAGCGUGCUCCUCACAGACCUGGCUUCGGGCACCACCAACAAAGUGUGUGUGAAGCCCAUGUACAAGAGCCAGCCCGGCAAAGGGCUGUGCCGCAUGGUGCGCAUGCAGCCAGCUACAGAGGCCCAAGUAUAUAAGCACAGACAGAGAGCGUGACAGACUUUGGAGUGAACUGAUUCCCCACAGAGCAAGGAAUCUUGCUUGGACAAAGACUUGGACGAAAAGGAGGGCUCAGGGGAGGAAUCCGGAAAGCUCCCAGCUCAUCUCCCAGCCUGCGCUGUCUGUUGAGGUGUCCUGGUUGCCAAGCCUAAAGGCUGUCCUCAGCCAACUUCUCCCUAAGCUUAAAGGUUUGGAUGGAACAACCAAUCUGACUUGUAACGCCCAAAUCCGUACCCUCUCUUCUAUAAACAUGCCUGACAAAUAACAAACAAGAGUUAAGAGAUGAAUCCUCACUAUUGCUUGCUUCCUGCCUUGUUCUCUAUUUAUUAAACGUUGAUUCAGUUGUAUUUUUGCAGCUUAUGAGCAUGUUCAAGACUCAGCUGUUUGCUGCACUGGCCUUUUAUUCUGGGCACCUGCACUCAGAGGAAGAUCUCACGCUGCCAAACCCAUUCUUGCUGCCAAAUCCAUUCUUGCUGUCAACAGCCAUCGACACUGACACCCGACAGAAGGCUGUUUCCCUCCGACUCACCGCGGGGGCUCAACAGGUAGCUCCAAUUAGGCACCCCAAAAGCAGAGAUCUCGGAGGUGGAAGGAAAAAGCGUCAGGAGAAAGAAGAAUAGCGCAAUACAGUGCACAGAGGGAGCUCAGGUCAAAGCUCAGCUCAAAGAGAAGAGGAAGAAAAGAGGUCGUUAACCCACUUGGCCUUUGGCCAGGACGUGGAGACAAAACGCGAGGACAGUUUAGCGUUCCUGGGUGGUCUUUGGUUUAUGGUAGAGCCUGAUGGGUGAACUCUGAGAAGCAGAAUGACAGGGAAUGCCAAGACAGAGCUGACACGCACCAUCAGAGCACUCCAGCAGAACAGUUUGCUCCCUGUCUGCCUGCUGAAUUCCUCAGUCCCAUCACUUUUCCACUCUCCCUCCGGCACUGGUGUUAAAUUCAUCUGCUGCAGUGACAUACAGAUCCCAGCUGGACUUUGAGGGGUUCAGUUCCCCCAAGUCUUAGGAUUUGGUAUCGGUCUGAGAGAGCAGGAAACUCAAAAACUUGGAAUUGGCUUCCCCACAGGUUACGCUACUCUAAAGCUCUCAGCCCUCAGCUGAGCGUAAGGAGCAGCAGCGAGUCAAGAAAAGCCAGACAGCAACACCACCUAAAGCAGUUAUUUUUGUUUCUCACUCAAAUCCACUCCCCCAAACAGUAGUGGGGGACUGCCUGGACCACAACCACUGAAUUACUGCGGGAGACCCUCAAGCUGAAUGCCAGUCCUAUCAGAGCAGCUGCAUGGAGAUUCAUUACCCUGCUCUGUGAUUAAUAAUGGACAAUGAGUCUCCAGCACUCCCAUUCCAGGCUCUGUGCUCUGAAAACACCCAACACAUCCUUAGUGUCCUGUCCUGGGUUUCCACCUAGCACUAAGCUUGAGCUACGCUUAAAAAUCAAUUUUUUAGGGGAGAAGAGCAAAUCUGGUUCUUUCCCUUUGGCCGCAGGUUUCAAUGCGCUGUCACUAAGCUGCUCUAUUGAAAGGGGAGCUGGAGGAAAAAAAAGAGACCAUUUUAAUACCUAGUGACAAAGCCAUUGGAGCAGCAUGGUUCCAAGAUCCCGGCCGUAGGGCUGGAAAGCACUGUGCAUAUUUCUCUGGUCACAAAAUCCAGCGCCAGUAGGAACACGUCCCCUCAGUAGUGCUCGCUGUAUCUUAAACUUAUCGCUCAUUUGUCCUACACGUUCAAGUUGUUUUAGAAGCUGUGCUGCGCAGGAGAGCCCUCACUUUGCAAACCCUCCAUUAUCUCAGCUUAUAGACUUCUUAAAACAGCUUCUUUCAAAGCAGAGAGGAACUUUGUCACCGAGCGCCUCCCGAGCGUUGUAUUUGUCAUGUCUAGUUUCAUGGACCAUUGCGCAGGAGGAAGGGAUAGGAGGGACUGAGUCAUUCAUUAACUUGAUAAGAAGAUUUCACAUGAUUUGUGUUCUCCUUUGGAAUGUGCAUUUGUGAGUGAUUAAUCUUAAUGGAGACCGCGCUGAGGGGAAGAUAAAGCCUCUGGAAUCUCUCAUGCAAUAAGAUAAUCUUGCUUAUUCUCGCUGUAGGGCUGAAAUUAAUUUUGCACAACUCCCUGCAUAGUUUACUAACGCAUUAACGUGUCAUCCGCUCCAAUUGUAAUGCAUCCUUUCGAAGACAAUUAAAUAUACAAUACGAGAGCUA
Molecule: messenger RNA, 4246 nt
Organism: Cuculus canorus (common cuckoo)
Lineage: Eukaryota; Metazoa; Chordata; Aves; Cuculiformes; Cuculidae
Gene: VWA1
Product: von Willebrand factor A domain containing 1
Exons: 6
Coding region: 559-2058 (499 amino acids)
Molecular function (GO): protein binding
Source: RefSeq, a predicted model, not a curated record